Molecule: messenger RNA, 1121 nt
Organism: Cotesia glomerata
Lineage: Eukaryota; Metazoa; Arthropoda; Insecta; Hymenoptera; Braconidae
Product: tRNA methyltransferase 10 homolog A
Exons: 6
Coding region: 191-1054 (287 amino acids)
Biological process (GO): tRNA N1-guanine methylation
Cellular component (GO): nucleus; nucleoplasm
Molecular function (GO): tRNA binding
Source: RefSeq, a predicted model, not a curated record
GGUGAUGUGCGCGUGGCUAACAUCACUGCAGAAACGAGCCAUUUACUGUUUUAAUUAGAACUUUUAAAUAAUUCAAAUAGAAAAUGUAUUCAUAAUUGAAUAAUCAUCAUUAAUACAUGCUAAAAGGUUAUCUCAUAAUAUAUAAGCCGAAAGUAUUCAACAUAUAUAUUAAGAUUAUUUAAUAAACAACAUGACAACAAUUCCGUCAGGUACUAAUUUAUCAACUAUUCUUGAUUCCCAUGUAGUUGAUAAAAAAUUGGGCAAAACUGAAUUAAAUAAUUUAAGUAAAAACCAGUUAAAAAAAAUAAAAAGAAAAGAAAAAUGGCUUGCGCAUAAAUCUGAAAAAAGGCUGAAGGAGAGAUUAAAAGCUAAAGAAAAACGUGCUUUUGCUCGAGCACAUAAUAUAAAUCUUGGACCAUCGAGAAAAUCAUUAAAAAAAUGUACUAUGGAAAAUAGUAGUUGUAAACUAACAAUAACAAUCGACAUGGGAUUUGAUGAGUUAAUGAUUGAAAAAGAUAUUUCCAAACUUACUAAACAAAUUUUGAGAUGCUAUACUUUAAAUAGAAGAGCCCCUGCACCUGUACAAUUUUCAUUGACUAAUUUCAAUAACAAGUCAAAAGAGCAAAUGGAGAAACACAACGGCUACGAGCAUUGGGACGUUAAAUUUUUUAGUGAAUCAUAUUGUAAAGUAUACGAUUCGAAAAAAAUAAUUUACCUUACGAGCGAAUCUGAAAAUAUCAUUGAUAAAUUAGAUCAUGAUAGUGUUUAUGUAAUUGGAGGUUUAGUAGAUCAUAAUGGCCAUAAAGGCCUAUGCCAUAAACUUGCCGUUCAAGCCGGCGUACAACAUGCUCGAUUACCGUUGGACAAAUUUUUAAAUAUGAAAACGCGAAAAGUUUUAGCAGUCAAUCAUGUUUUCGAAAUAAUGUUGCAAAUAACUGAAGGAAAAACAUGGCAAGAUGCAUUUCUCCAAGUACUUCCUCUUCGAAAAAAUGCAAAACCAGUUACGCAAGACGACAAAGAUGAGAUUAAUUCAUCGAUUGAGAGUAGUGAUUAAAAUUUUCUACCGUACAUUGUUACAUGUAAUAAACCAAGUAUGUAUAUAAUAAAAAAUUUUAAAUAUA